GCCUGUCAUGCUACUCCGUACGCUACGCUACUCGGCGAAAGGUGAGGCAAACCGACACCAGCCACAUGGCCAUUCUCCAGCCACCCGGGAAGACUACCCAGCCUCUCUCACCGCCUCACGACCCGCGCAGUCAUUCGCCCACGUCAUGUGCAAGCGGGGGCACGUGAACCGACCUCGAUUCUCCAUCCGCUCUGUGGGGUGAACAAGAGGCAUUGCUCUCCUCCCCUUCCUUUUGACCUCUCAAACUCAGAACUCCGCUAUCUAUUGCUAUUUCCCCCCAAACCGGAAGUAUCCAGCAUAUCCAGUGCUGAGAACACGAUAUCCUUUUUCACUAAAGAAGAAGCGCCGAUCCGAUCGCUCCGUCAUCAUGGUGUUGGGCCGUCUUAGUCAUUACGCGUUCGAUGCGGUCCUCGUCUCUGCCUUCCUGGCUGGCGUCAAGCGUUCGACUGGCUUAACCCCCAGUCUCAACUCCGACAAAAUCACCGAUAACAAGGACUUCAAGAAGUGGAUCGAUAGCUACCUCGGCGUGGGAGAGUGGGUGAUGGAUCAGUCCGUGGCCGUGCUGGGCUCCACCAGCUGGUUCGAGCGCAGACGGUAG
Aspergillus heteromorphus CBS 117.55 is the source of this 598-nucleotide messenger RNA. RefSeq names its product DUF1748 domain-containing protein. The transcript has 4 exons. NCBI's taxonomy places the organism in Eukaryota, Fungi, Ascomycota, Eurotiomycetes, Eurotiales, Aspergillaceae. Bases 368 to 598 code for a protein of 76 amino acids. The record is from RefSeq and is a predicted model, not a curated record. Gene Ontology annotation, cellular component: cytoplasm.